Molecule: messenger RNA, 1110 nt
Organism: Ceratosolen solmsi marchali
Lineage: Eukaryota; Metazoa; Arthropoda; Insecta; Hymenoptera; Agaonidae
Product: transcriptional adapter 1
Exons: 1
Coding region: 110-1084 (324 amino acids)
Biological process (GO): regulation of transcription by RNA polymerase II
Cellular component (GO): SAGA complex
Molecular function (GO): transcription coactivator activity
Source: RefSeq, a predicted model, not a curated record
UAUAUUCGAUAUAAAUUUCUAAUGCUUCUACAAUUGUUGGUAAGCUUUAUACUCUUUAUAUAAUUGUUUGGUCUGUUUAAUUAUUUGAUAAAAAUAAUUAGUUUAAUCGAUGACAUCUCUAAAAGAAUUAAACGUUGCACGAAAAACACUUGUUACUUCAUUAGGAGAAAAUGCUAGGAUUUAUUUUGAAAAGAUGAAGUUAUGGUUUCAAAUGAAAAUAACAAAAGAAGAAUUUGAUAAUGAUGCUAGAAACAUAAUGAAGGACGAUCAAGUACAUUUGCAUAACGAAUUCCUGCUUUGUUUAUUUAACAAAGUUAGAGGUCUUGUUUUAACAACUCCAACAAGAAUCAGUAGAGUGAAUAAUAGUAUUCAUAAUAAUUCAUUAACUAUGAAAGAAAAAAGAUUACGUUUAAAAAGAAAGUAUAGAACAGAUAAGUCUAAUUUUGAACCAGCCGAUGUAUAUGCAGAAGUCUUAACUGAAGUAUCUGCACCAGCAGGCGAUGAACCUAUAGGUGCUAAUAGGUCAAGUGCACAAGAAUUAGUUUUACCAGAUCGUACUUUUGUAUUAGCCAGACUUAUGUUAGCUGCUUGGGAAAAUAAUAUGGAUGGGGCUGAAGAUAAUACUGCACACUUGAUAAUAGCUGCUACUCAUAUUUUUUUGAAAAAUAUUGUAACAGCUAUGCUUACAAAGCGUAAGGGAUUUUGUGUUCGUGAUGAAUCUUUUAUUUAUAAUAUUGGUGAAACAGUACCAAGUUCAUGGAAGAAAAAUACAUCAUCCAUUAUACAAGAAACUAGAUUUAUAAAUCCAACAGUUAUAGAUCCUGCUGGACAGAUGCCAAGUCAAAAAUUAUGUAUAGAAGAUGCUGAACAAGCUAAAGCAUUUGCUUUAGCAUGUUCUACACAAACAUUAAUACCAAUUACACCUUUUAUUAAUAUUAUUGAUUUACAAAAUACUUUAAAAGUACAUAAAAAUCUUGUAAAUAAUCACACUGUGUAUGCAACUAAUAAAGAACGACUUUUUAUUUUUAAUACACAUUCAACAAGAGAAGAUUUAGAAGCACAAAAACUUUUAUUGCAAUUUUAAAACAUGUUUGUAAGUAAAUAUAUUAA